UAUGCAAAGUGGGUCGCUGCUCAUGGCCAAAAGCGUGCUGAGUUACUCCGAGGACGAGGCCGGCCUGGGGCCUAUCUGGGGCCGGCUCAUUUUUCUCAGCUGCAUGACGACUGGCGCCUUCUACGUCAUGUUUGGUCUCUUCGCGUGUCGCCGCCUCAUCGCAAAGGAUACGCGGUGGGUGUUUAUUGCGUUUCUCUACUUCGCCAUGGGUGUUUUUCACGCCUUCUUCACCCUCGCACUUCUCUGCUUUGCUAUUGCCUGUGUCUUCAAGACGUUUGGUAAGCCCAUGCUCAACGGUGAGAUGAUUCUCUACAGCGGCAUUAUGACAGUCAUCACGUUGUAUUUCGCAUGUGGCCGGAAAGCCAUCUUGUACUCUCUCUAA
This is a messenger RNA of Leptomonas pyrrhocoris, 382 nucleotides long. RefSeq lists its product as hypothetical. Bases 23 to 382 code for a protein of 119 amino acids. NCBI's taxonomy places the organism in Eukaryota, Euglenozoa, Kinetoplastea, Trypanosomatida, Trypanosomatidae. The record is from RefSeq and is a predicted model, not a curated record. The transcript has a single exon.